Messenger RNA from Choloepus didactylus (southern two-toed sloth), 6605 nucleotides. It is a transcript of the gene URB2, whose product is annotated as URB2 ribosome biogenesis homolog. Lineage: Eukaryota; Metazoa; Chordata; Mammalia; Pilosa; Megalonychidae. The coding region runs from base 551 to 5125 and encodes 1524 amino acids. Gene Ontology annotation, cellular component: nucleolus. The record is from RefSeq and is a predicted model, not a curated record. The transcript has 10 exons. Gene Ontology annotation, biological process: ribosome biogenesis.
UCCUUCCGCCCGCCCGCCCGCGCGUGCGCUCGGCUCGCGACCCUCUCCCCUCCCUGCCUCUCCCCGCCCGCGCGCCCCGCACUCACUGAACAUCCCAGGCGGCUCGGGCUCCUCCCGCCGCCGCCUCCGGGGUCUGGUUGCUUCCGCCUCCGUCGUCUCUGCCACCGGCUCUUCCUCCGACUGCCGGCUCAGCCGGGGCCCCUAGUCCCGCUGCCCGUCGCCACCGCGGCGGCUCUGGGCGACCGCUCCAUGACUGACUGACACGGAGCUGGCCGCCGGGGCUGGGCCGCUCAGGCCCUUGAACGCACAACCGUUUCCACCAAUGGGCGAGGCGCCUCGGCGAUCGUCUGGAGAUGCCUGGCGUGCGCGGACGCCCCGCCCCGCCGCGCUGCGGCCUCCGGCGUCCAGGCGGAAAGAGCGCUGAAGCUCGGGGCUCCCACGUGGUGGGGCCAGCGAGUGAGUCCCGGACCGGUUGCUGUCUGGCUCCCGGCUGUGGCCGCUUCGGUUCUAGUCGGGGGCGCUGGGGCUGGCCCUGAGAUAAAGUGUAGCAAUGGCUGCUGUUUAUUCUGGCAUUUCCCUAAAGCUUAAGAGCAAGACAACUUCUUGGGAAGAUAAACUAAAAUUAGCUCACUUUGCUUGGAUUUCCCACCAGUGCUUUCUUCCAAAUAAAGAACAAGUGUUACUUGAUUGGGCAAGACAGUCAUUGGUCACAUUUUACAAGAAAAAACUUGAACUGAGGGAAGACAUUGUUGAAAGACUCUGGAUCUAUAUAGAUAACAUUCUACAUAGCAGAAAAUUGCAGAAUUUCCUCAAGAAUGGAAAGACAAUUAACCUUCAGAUUUCCCUUGCCAAGAUCAUAAAUGAAAGAAUAGCUGAGUUCUCUCUUGCGGGAUCCCAAAGAAACAUCUGUGCCAUCCUGAGCUGCUGCCAGGGCAUCCUCUCAAUGCCCGCCCUUUCUGUCAUCUACACGGCCAAACAGGAGCUGAUGGUGGCAUUGCUCAGCCAGCUCUGCUGGUUGGCCUGUAGGCAGCCGGAAGGAGCUGUGGUGGCCCAGUUAUUUGAGGUCAUUCAUCUGGCCCUCGGCCAUUACCUCUUGAUCCAGAAGCAGCAAGUCAACCCAAAACGUGCAUUUGGGGAAGUGAUUGGGCACCUGUUCCAGCCCUGCCUGGUCCUGAGGCACCUGCUCUCCGUGGGCACGUGGACACAGGCUGACCAGGGCCAGCUGCGGCAGACCCUGAGCCGGGACAUUCGAACUCAGAUUGAGGCCCUUCUUCGUGGUGGAGCUUUUCAGCCUGAGCUGCUUUCUUCCUACAAAGAAGAGCUCUUGGAACAGCAGCAAGGCGACAUGAAGAUGGGGGCUGUGAAAAAUCUUCUAACUCCUGCUGGCACCGUGAUUGCCAAGCUGGUAGAUACUGGCUACUGUGAACCAUCCCUUCAUGCAACUGUUGUGGCCAACUCAGUGGCCUUGCUAUAUAAGCUCUUUCUAGAUUCUUACUUUAAGGAGGGGAACCAACUUCUCUGCUUCCAUGUGCUUCCCAAGCUGUUUGGCUGCUUGAGGAUUUCACAUCUGCAGGAGGAGCAGAUGAAAGCCCCAUCCACGUCAGACUUGACCACAGAACUUUUGGUUGUGGAACAGCUUCUAACCUUAGUUGUCAACAACAAUAUCUACAACAUCGCUGCUGACAGGAUCCGGCAUGGAGAGGUUCAGUUCCAUUUUUACCGCCGUUUGGCUGAGUUGCUGAUUAACCACUCCCAGGCGUCUCUGCCAGCUUGGUUCCGCUGUCUCAAGAUUUUGAUCUCUCUGAACCAUUUGAUUUUGGAGCCAGACCUGGAUGACCUUGUAGCUUCAGCAUGGAUCGAUGCAGAAGUAACAGAGUUUCGAACCAAAAAAGCCCAGGAGGGACUUAUUAACACCCUGUUCCAGACUUAUGCCAAACUCCGACAAGUGCCGCGGUUGUUUGAGGAAGUUUUGGGUGUGAUCUGUCAGCCAGCUGCUGAGGAGCUAAGGCAGCCUGUCCUGACUUCAGGCCCUUCCACGGUGAUCUGUGAGUGCCUCCUGGAGUUGCCUCCCAAUCAGAUCUUGGACACAUGGUCCCUCAUACUGGAGAAGUUCCAGUCUGUGGUCUUGCCUCAUUUGCGGAGUGAUACAGACAUGGCCCUGAAGUCACUGUCCCUGAGCUUGCUGCUACACUGCAUCAUGUUCAACAUGAGGAGCUUGGACAGCAACACCCCGUUGCCUGUUAUCAGACGGAUGCAGAGCACGAUGGAGAGAAUGCUCCGAGAGCUCGUGCAGCCCCUGCUGGACCUCGUGCUGGACCCCCAGGGCACGGAGCUCAAGCUAUGGUUACAGAAGGUCUGUGACUCUGCACUCUUGCUCUCUUGCACAUGGAUCCAGGUUGACACCAUGCUCAGCUUAAACUGUAGCCAGUAUCACUCAGUAGCUGGAGCCCCUACAGGUGUUGCUCUGGAGAUCUCAGACCUCCCUUCGUUGCUCCCAGGUGUAGAAACAAAACAUUGGAAGAAAAUAGAAAAGCUUACAGCUCAGUUUGACUCUCUUGGCAGGUAUUGCUUAGAACAGCUCUAUCUGCAGAAAAUGAAAAGGACUUUGAUGCACCCUGGUUUCAAUUCUGAAGAAGCCCUUCAAAUUCUGAGGUAUGAUGCUGCCUACGUUCUUCGUUCUGGCAAAGAAAGCUUGACUCGAAGGACAGUGGCUUGCUGGGAUGGCCAUGUAGGCACAAUGAGUGCUCUUACUUACCCCGUAGCACACUGGCAUCUGAUUGUGUCAAAUAUCACAAUUUUAUUAUCCUACUUUUGUCCAGAUGAUGUGAGUUAUCUAGCCAGUGUCUUGCUAAGGAGUUUACCAAUGAGCAAAGCCCAAGAAGAUUCUGCAGAUGAAGAGCCAUAUAUCACACUUGGAAAAAUAUCCAAGGCACUCCUUCACAGCCCUCUCUUUCCAGAAAUGCAGUCCCUUCAUUCUGCUUUCUUAAUGUGCAUAAAUGCAAAAUGUGCCAGCAUUCUGUGUUCUGGUACCCAGAGUGACAAGGAUCUUCUCAGACAGCAGCUACCCUGGCUUUUUGAAAAGGACCACACAGUUGUGGCUCACUGGGAAACCAGAUUUGCAAAGGUUGGACCUGAGGGUGUAGAACCAAGAGGAGAAGUUGCUCCAAAUUUACUGUCAUUGGUCGAGAGUGACUUCCCCAUUGAGCUGGAUGCAGAACAGUUAGAGAGCAUCAUGGAGCUUUUGGAAGUUAUUUCUACUCUACAACUGGACAGCCUCUUGGCUCCCUAUCAUGUGCAUUGCUUUCUUCUGUUACUGUCUAUGACCAUCACCAAAUUGGGAAGCUCUUGUUCCUUCUCACUGUCAGUCAAGUUUUUGAUGAAAUCCUAUCGGCUUCUUGGUUACCUGCAAAGGGGAAAGAGUGCCCGCUCAGUGCUCAAGAUCAUGUAUGUUAGUGAUAUUUUUGAAAUCAUACUGACCUCACUGUUUAAAACCAGCAGUAGAUUAGUUCUUGAGAUGGAUGACCCGUCUUGGUUGGAAUUCCUUCAAGUGAUAGGUAUAUUCUUAGAACAGCUACUGCAGAUGCUCAUCCAGAUAAAGUUGAGCGUGGUGCUCAAUUUUGGGAAAAUCAUUGCAUUCCUCUCAAGCUGCAAGCCACACACCGAGGUAGCUUCAGGCAAACGAUUGGAAAGUCAGAAUUCUCUGGGCAGGCAGCUCCUUCUGGUGUCUUUGACUAAGUUGUGCCAAGUCCUGGGGCCUUUUGUCAAAGAGCGGAAGCAGCAACAUGAGGCCACAGAUGUGCUGCCUGAGCUUUUGCAGCAGGCCAUUCUCCAGACUGGGACUGUCCUCCGGCUCUGCUCGGAGCGUGGGGCUCUGGGCCUGUACCUUCCCUCAACCGUCAUCUCGUCGGCCACCACCCUCUUGGAAGCAGACAUGAGCCAGCACUCCAGGGACAGAGGGGCAGAGAGUUCCCAGAUGACAGCUAAAAUGCUGUUUUCCCAUACUGCCUUAUACCAGAGUAUUUAUUCUCAAAUAUUGUCUGAGUUGCCAACUCUAGCAGGAAACAUUCAAUCUUUCCAGGCAGCCUUGCAGUUUUUAGCUCUGUUCUUUUUGGCCCCAGAACUACAUCCAAAGAAGGAUUCUGUUUUUAGCUCCUUGUUUCAUUCUAUGAGAAAAGUUCUUGCAGAUCCUGACAUUCCUGUUCAGGUAAUUCAGGAUAUUGAACCUCAUUUGGGAACCCUAUUAACCCAAAUGUUAGAGGUUGGGUCAACAGAGGACUUUAGGAUGGUGAUGCAGUAUAUUCUUCAAGGAUUAGAAGUCAGGAACAUAUGGACAGCAGAUCUGCAGGCUGUUUUGUCAGCUAUUACAUUGAUCAAGUUGCUACUGAACUGCCCAUUAAAUGGUGAGAAAGCAACUUUGUUCUGGCUUGCGUGCCCCCAGAUCAUCACAGCUCUAACUCUGCAAAACCGAGAGGCUUGUCAAGAGCAGUCUUUGCUCCUCACCAUUGUGGGGCCUAUUUUAGAUGUCCUGGCUUCUCUGCUGCGGCGGGGGGAGGAGAUCAUUCACAACCCCCACCAUGUCAGUCUGGCCUUCAGCAUUCUUUUGACAGUCCCUUUGGAUCAUCUGAAGCCCUCAGAGUAUGGAAGCAUCUUCCCGAGGAUACACAGUGUACUCUUUUCAAUCCUGCAGUGUCACCCUAAGAUAAUGCUGAGAGCCAUCCCUUCUUUCUUGAACUCUUUUAAUAGACUGGUGUUUUCAGUUAUGCAUGAAGGGCGACAGAAAGACAAAGGAAGUACGGAUGAUCUGACAGUGGUCCUAGAAUGUGCCCGCCUGGUUGAAAGGAUGUACAGCCACAUCGCAACAAAAGCUGAAGAGUUUACUGUGUUUUCCCCUUUUAUGGUGGCUCAGUAUGUGACGGAGGCGCAGAAGGUAACCUUGUAUCCAGCUGUGAAAGAACUUCUGCAGGAGGGUAUUUACCUAAUACUAGACCUCUGCAUUGAACGAGACAUCCAUUUCUUGAGGGUCUCAUUGCAGCCAGGAGUGAGAGACAUCUUUAAGGAGCUGUACAAUGAUUACGUGAAGUAUCACAAAGCAAAACAUGAAGGAGAGAAGAGAUACACUGUCUAGUGCUGCAUUACAGAGGUGCUCUGGAAAAAAGACUUUGGCCUGGUUGUCUUGUGUAUAUUCUGCAUCUGAAAGAGAGAAGCAAAGAUUUCAGAUGUUACAAUUUGCAAUGCUGAAAUAAAUGGAAAAUCCUUGGGUUUUUCCCAAGGAUUUUUUUUUUUUUUGUAUUUUUAGUAUUUUUAUUGUAUUUGCAGUGAUGUUUCUCUCACUAGGUGUUUUUUAAUAUAUCUUUUUAUACAGUGUUACAUUAGAAUCCUGAAAACAGACCCUAGGUUAAGAUUAAUUCAAUGAAAAAAACUGCUGUAUCCAUUUCUGACCAUUCCAAAUAUAGUUCUUGUCUUGGUUUAGUGGUUUGGGUCCCUUGUGCUUGCUAGGAACUACAUAAAACUUGUUCUUUUACUUCAUGUACAUGGGUGUAUAAUUAAGUCCUAUUUAAAUCUCUUUGCUUUUUAAAUUCUCUAAGUAACACGGGAACAUGGAAGGUGUUCUUGAAAUGCCACUUUCUUGGCCUUCCUUCUGAGUUUACCUUUUGAUAUAGCUGGGAAAAAUUAGAGCUUCAUAACCUCUCAUCAGCUAAGGUGCCUGGCCUGGGCUGGGACAGUGCGCACCUGUCAUGCAGGUGAGAUAUCCUAGUGAUGGUACUUGAGUCUGUGUCUCCUCCAUGCUCUUUCUGCUUAGCUCUGAGAGGUUCUUUUUGAAAUUUUUUCUUAUUCAGUCUAAGAAGUAAUUUUUUUUUAAACAUUUUAAAUGUUUAAUUAUUAAAAAUUUCAAACUUUCAGAUUAGUAGGGUAUAGUAUUAUGAACAUACAUAUACCCAGCACCCAUAUUUAACAUUAACAAUUGGUUUCCUCUCUUUCUUUUUGGCUAAAGUAUCCUAAAAUUCAGGCAGCAUGGUAUUCCAUCCUUGAACACUUCAUUAUACGUAUCUUUAAAAAAUAAACUCUAUAAAAAUUUCAUUCACUAAGUUUAUUUUUCAGAAACUUAAAUCCACCAGAAUAUUCCUAUGCCACACAACUUCUAAAAUACAGAGGCAAUAGCCUCUUUUAAGAGCGUCAACCAGAGGCAGCCCCCUUCCCCAUAAUGUUGACACUCCUUUUUAAUAUGAACAAGUUAGAGUGGUCAUUGCUUGGACACUCCUGAAGAUCAAGAAAAUGAUUAAAUGAGAGGAAGGGGUAGCAACAGACAAGAUAGGAUUUAGCAAAGGAUAUUGAAUCUUUAUAUAAAUAUACCUAAUAAGUUAUAUUUUGUUAAUCAUUUCUAAAGUUGGGUCAUAGGAUGUGCUCUACUUACUUAUAUAGGCCUAUUGGUGAUCUGUUUUGAGAGCUUUCAAGCCUGCCUGUUUGCCUUGUUCUGGGGUAAGAUGGGGCUCACCCCAUCUAAUAUAUGUAUUAGAUGCCAUGAUGGUUAGGUUCAUGUGUCAUCUUGACCAGGUAAUGGUGUCCAGGUGUGUGGUCAAGCAAGCACUGGCCUAACCAUUACUGCA